GCCUUUUGUCAUUUCCCAAAAUCUCAGCCGGUCAAGGUAGUCGGCAUCGCUUAAGGGGUAGAUAAGCGCUGCGUGCCGACCGGCUGUUCCUGGGACGCGCAGGUACGACCCGCGGCUGUAAGUCCCGGGCCUUGGAUCAAUCUAAUUAUCAUGAGAUUAUCUUGAACCUUGCGGCGAGCCGGCCGGAGACGCGGGACUGAGCUGGUGAACUGUGGAGUUCAAGUCAGCACUGAAAAAAAAAAAAAAGAAAAAACGUAGAAAUAGCACUGAUACCCAGCUAGCUACGACGGGAUUGGAAACUAUGUUGAUCUUGAUCAGCAUGACCUGGAAAGUCUGGAAAGUAAUCAGCCAUGCAUAGAGUCACGAAAGCCGUCGUGUUGGCAGCCCUGACGGUGUGCACGGCCCUGGCCUCGCCGUUAUCCAAGAUCGCACUGCUGGACGAUUGCCUCUCCGCCGCCGAGGUGCCUGUCGACGCUCCCGGCUCCACCGACUGGCUCCUAGACAGCAUGACCUUCAACCUGCGGCUCAACUACACGCCCGCCGCCAUUGCAACGCCCACCACGAUCCCGCAGACCCAGGCCGCCGUGUCGUGCGCCGCCAGCGCAGGCCUCAAGGCCAACGCCAAGUCUGGCGGGCACAGCUACGCCUCGUUUGGCACCGGGGGCGAGGAUGGCCACCUCGUGAUCCAGCUCGACCGCAUGAACAACGUGUCUCUUGACGUCGACAACGGCAUCGCCACCGUGCAGGGCGGCGCUCGGCUCGGCAGGGUCGCCAGCGAGCUGUACAAGCAGGGCAAGCGCGCCAUCAGCCACGGUACAUGCCCAGGCGUCGGAGUGGGCGGGCACGCGCUCCACGGUGGGUACGGCAUGUCGUCGCACAUGAAGGGCCUGAUGCUGGACUGGCUCGUCGGGGCGACCGUGGUGCUGGCCAACUCGAGCGUGGUCGAGUGUUCGUCCGUCGAAAACACAGACCUGUUCUGGGCCAUCCGCGGCGCCGGGUCGUCCAUGGGCGUCGUGGCCGAGAUGCGCUUCGAGACGUUUGAGGCGCCCGACGAGGUCACCUACUUCAUCGCGCAGGUACCUUGGAAGAACACGACGGCCGUGGAUGGGUUCAGGGCGCUGCAGGAAUUUGCGGCCGAGCAGAUGCCGGCAGAGUUGAACAUGCGCCUGUUCAUCACGAGGCAGUUUGCGAACCUCGAGGGCAUGUACUGGGGAAACAAGACGGUGUUGCAACAGACGCUGGCUCCGUUGGUGACAGCUACCGGGGCUAAGCUGCAGUAUUCCCAGACGGACAACUGGCUGGGGCAGCUGACGCAUUUCGGGAACGGGUUGAACCUGGACCAGUCCAGGCCUUAUAAAAUGGCUGAGACUUUUUACUCAUCCAGCCUAUACACCCACGCACUCGAAUCGACCCAGAUUCAGGCCUUUGUCGACUACUGGUUCAACAAAGGAAAGGCGACACGCCGCGACUGGUACGUACAAGUGGACCUGCACGGCGGCAAGAACUCGGCCGUGUCGAGACCUGAAGCCGACUCGGCAGCUUAUGCGCACCGCAACCACCUGCUAUUGUUUCUAUUCUACGAUCGUGUGGAUACCAAGGGGGUCUAUCCGUCCGACGGAUUCGCCUUUAUCAACGAGUUCGUCGGCGAUCUGACCAAGACCAUCGGAGAGGACGACGGCGAGACUUGGGGUCGGUAUCCCAACUAUCCAGACUCGAGGCUGAGCCCUGAGAGCGCGCAAAGGGGGUACUGGGGAAGCCACCUGCAGCGGCUCCGCGAGAUCAAGACUGCAGUUGAUCCGGGCGACAUGUUCCAUUAUCCUCAAGGUGUGCCUCCCGCGGUUUAGAUGCUGGUAGUAUUUUGUUUGGUUAGUUUGCUGUGGGGAGUUUAGCAAAAGUCAAGCAGUGGAUCGGUUGCAAAAGCUUGAUGUAACAUGGAGGUUAGACCUUUGAUACUUGAUAGUAACUUUAGCUAUCAAAGCUAUCAAAUCAAGUCCAAGCAUAUUAGACAUUUAAUGGACAUUUGUUUAGCCCAGG
Pyricularia oryzae 70-15 is the source of this 2034-nucleotide messenger RNA. RefSeq names its product glucooligosaccharide oxidase. Lineage: Eukaryota; Fungi; Ascomycota; Sordariomycetes; Magnaporthales; Pyriculariaceae. The record is from RefSeq and is a predicted model, not a curated record. The coding region runs from base 351 to 1844 and encodes 497 amino acids. The transcript is spliced from 2 exons. Gene Ontology annotation, molecular function: oxidoreductase activity; FAD binding.